AUGACCUUUUUCAAAACCGCUAAGCCGAUCGUCUUCAUCGGCGCCGCCGGUGAGAUGUGCCGUGUGGCCAUUGAGCGCUUCGCGGCCGCAAGCGACGCUCCACUCAUCCUUGCCGAUAUCAACACCUCCGUGCUAGAGACCUUGACCGCCAAGCUCCCCGCUGGGCGGGCGUCGACGAAGAAACUCGAUCUAUUCGACCGCGCUGCGCUAAUCGAUACGAUCCAGGGCGCCGCGCUCGUGGUGCUAGGAGCAGGUCCAUACAUGCGCACAUCCGCACCUGUCCUCAGCGCAUGUCUCGAUGCCAAGGUACCGUACCUUGACUUUGAUGACGAUGUCCAGAGUACCCAGGAUGCCCUGGGGCUCCACGAGCGUGCUAAAAAGGAGGGUGUCCCUUGUUACAUUGGAUGCGGUGCGUCGCCCGGAAUGACUAACGUGAUGGUAAUGGACGCGGUCCGGGAACUGGACACGGUCGAAACCAUUGACGUUUGCUGGCUGGUUGGGGACGAGCGAGGCUCGACAGGAAAGGCUGUCUUAGAGCAUUUGAUGCAUAUUGCCUCUGGUCCCUGCCUCACCUGGGCCGAUGGGAAGCCCACAAUGAACGAGUCCUGGGUCGAGACCACUUAUGCCCCCAUGCUGGCUGGGGAGGGCGAGACACUUCUUCACGAGACAGCACACCCUGAACCUGUCACAUUGCCUCGACUGUUCCCUAACGCAACUCGCAUUCGCUGUGCUGGAGCCUUGGGCCCCGCUCCACUCAACGGCAUCGCCCGCGGCCUUGGCCAGGCGGUUCGGCGGAAUGCGAUCUCAAUGGAAGAGGCGGUGAACUUCCUCUUGAAGCUGACUAGCGAGGACCCUUCGGCUGGGUGGGGAGAGGCGUUCGGUGAGCUAUCAGCAACAUUCAGGGGUGGAGACAUUACGGUCAAGGAGCUCAUCCAACUGGCGGGACAACUGAGCCACUCACUCAGCCCUUGGCGAUAUGCGAUAUAUGGACUGAUUGAAACGAUUUGGAGCGGGGAGUGCACGACAGGCGAAGUCCUGUCCUUUUUGGUGAGUUCGGCCCGCGGAAAGAGGGUGGAAAAUAAGGGCGGCCUGUUGGUCCGUGCUGUGGGCCUUCGCAACGGGCAUCCUGCUACAGUGACCAAGCGCACAGCGAAGUGUGGAGAGACCACUUUCUUGUCGCGAACGAUGGGCACAGUUACAGGCACCUCAACGGCUGCCUUUGUUUUGCUGGCUCUAGAGGAUGGUACUACGCGCAGUGGUGUCUAUGCACCGGAAGACUGGGCUGAACCCAGCAGAUUCUACAGUGCACUGGAACGUCUCGGUACCCCUAAGGAUGAGCUUGUUGAAAAGAUUUAG
Messenger RNA from Aspergillus alliaceus, 1356 nucleotides. Its product is annotated as saccharopine dehydrogenase family protein. The transcript has a single exon. NCBI's taxonomy places the organism in Eukaryota, Fungi, Ascomycota, Eurotiomycetes, Eurotiales, Aspergillaceae. The record is from RefSeq and is a predicted model, not a curated record. Bases 1 to 1356 code for a protein of 451 amino acids.